This is a messenger RNA of Centruroides sculpturatus (bark scorpion), 1361 nucleotides long. Its product is annotated as RIB43A-like with coiled-coils protein 2. The record is from RefSeq and is a predicted model, not a curated record. The transcript has 7 exons. Lineage: Eukaryota; Metazoa; Arthropoda; Arachnida; Scorpiones; Buthidae. The coding region runs from base 163 to 1305 and encodes 380 amino acids.
AUAAAUAAAGUGUUGCGAUUAGAUUUUUUUUAUAUAGAAUUUUUCCUCCCACAAAGGGCAUAAUCAAUAUUGUUCAAUUAUGAACAAUGCUGUUGUUAUAGUAACAUAAACAACAACUUCCGUUUGUUUCGAAAAGAAGGAAAAGGAAUACGAAAGAAUAAUAUGCUUAAUAUAUUAGAUAUACCGGUUGAUCCUAAAGAAGAAGCAAAAAUUAGAUUUAAAAGGAUUCAAGAAUGGCAAAGAAAAGCCAGGAUAUUUAAUCCAAAACAAAGGUUGAUUGGGGUGGAUUUAGAUAGUUUAAAUCAACAAGUUCGCGAUAGAAAUAAAAAGGAAAUAUCAGAAAAAUUAGAAAAUGAACAAUUUGAAAAGGAAAUGAUCCAAAAUGAUCUCUUAGCCGUGAUGCUGGAGAAGCGUAAAAAGAAAGAGCUCAGAAAUUAUAACGAAGAAAUUAAUAGAUAUCGCAUAUAUAAUCAAUACCCUCAAACGCGAAGAGAAUAUGAUUUAAAUGAUCCAGAUCGCUUGAAGAAAGAUAAACCUCCGAGAAUAUCUGAUGAUGAUCCGAAUCUUAGUGUAUCAGGGAUACAAAAAUUAGAUGGAGAAGAUUUAAAUUUCAAAGAAAAACUACGCCAACAAAGAUUUGAAUUUUGUAAAAUUAUCGAAGAGCAAAUAGAAGAAAACAAAUUUAAGAAGAAUUAUGAAGAUAAUAUGGAAAGAUUAUUUUACGAACAAUUUCGAGAUUUAAAUUUAAAAGCAAUGGAAUUAAGAAAGCGUGAAUUAGAAACGAGAAGACAAAUGAAAAAGAACGAAGCGGAAUUCAAUAAAAGAUUAGCUGAAGACAUCAUUUUGCAUCAACGUCAUGAAAAAUUACAGGAAGAGCAAGAGAAGUUACAAGAAAUAUUUAAUACAUUUUACAGCGAUAUGUUAACUGAAAAUCCCGAAGUUGCUCGUAGUUCUUUUGGACCACAUCGUGUAAUUCCAGAUAGAUGGAAAGGUUUAUCGAAAGAGCAAUUAAAUUUAAUUUAUGAUACACAAAAACGUCAAAUGAUCGAUGAUUUGCGUAAGAAAGAAAUGGAAGAACAAGAAAUGGCUGAAUGGGACAAAUUGAUAUUACAUCAAAAUAGAUGUGCAAUUCUGAAAGAAAGAGAACUAAGCAGACGGAAAAAAAGAACGGAUCAAAAUCUGUGCUUAAUGAACCAUGAGUUAGCCAAAGAGCAAACACUUCGUAAGGAAUAUUUGAAUAAAAUCGUGUAUACAAAUCCUCUCACUGAAGAUUAUUUUUCUCAAUUUAAUACUACUACUCGAUGAAAAUUCAUUUUGAAAACUUUAAUUUGAUAUUGUUAGUCAUGAAUUAAAAUUAAUAA